Molecule: messenger RNA, 1457 nt
Organism: Cyprinodon variegatus (sheepshead minnow)
Lineage: Eukaryota; Metazoa; Chordata; Actinopteri; Cyprinodontiformes; Cyprinodontidae
Gene: mtpn
Product: myotrophin
Exons: 4
Coding region: 239-592 (117 amino acids)
Biological process (GO): regulation of barbed-end actin filament capping
Cellular component (GO): cytoplasm; nucleus
Molecular function (GO): protein binding
Source: RefSeq, a predicted model, not a curated record
GUGCCGAGAAAGGCGGAUCCCCUUUUACCACUUUUGUCUUUCAGAACUUCUGUUGGAGCAAUUUUUGCUUUUUAGUCAUCGACCGCUUCAUUGUAUUUGACAAAACGUUGCAGCGCUGCACAUUUGACAGCCUUCUAUAUCUUGGGUGUUGCUCCUAGCGGCCAUUAGAAGAGUGUUAGUCCACUGUUAGCGAGCUAACUUUUUUCUGCAUUACAAGGAAGGUGCAACACGCAAGAUCAUGGCAGAUAAAGAGCUAAUUUGGGCUUUAAAAACCGGAGAUUUGGACGAGGUUAAAGCCAAGCUGGUAACGGCUGAAGAUGUAAAUCGGACCCUUGAAAGUGGAGGGAAGCCUAUUCAUGUUGCUGCAGACUUUGGCCAAUCGGAAUUGAUUGAUUACCUUCUUAGUAAGGGAGCAGAAAUCAACGCUUUAGACAAGCAUGGCUUCACUCCACUAUUGCUUGCCUGUUUUGAGGAUCAUUAUAGUGCUGCUAAGCUCCUGAUUGAAAAGGGAGCUGACAAAAACCAGAAAGCACCCGACGGCACAAGUCCCCGUGAUGCUUCUCAAUCUGAGGUGAUUAAGAACCUGUUCUAGUGAGACCCCAGCGUACGGGAGGUGGCUGGACAGGUGGAUGAACAGGCUUACAGAUGGAUGCAGUGGUCCCCUGACAGAAGAUGGACUCGCCCCAUUUAUUCCAAUCAACCUCUGUCUUAACACUGCUUUGGUCUGUUUGCUGAAGGUUCAUUUUUGUCUGUCUGGUGAUUUUCCUUAACCUUGUAUUUUUUUUUUCUCUCUCUCUUCCCCCAAAUGUUUGGGAUAGUAUUUUCUCUUCUUUUGGCCUCUGUUAGCAGGAAAACAUCUAAUAAUCUCCCUCAGGUAGCAAAUCCUGCGGGAGUUUUGUUAAACCUGGAUCAUAUAACACUGUUCAGACUAGUAAUUAAAUUUUUUAAGGUUAGCACUUACAAAUGCAUCUGAAAUUCUGCUGUCUCCUGUAACCAGUAAGAUCAAUAGUGUGUUCAUUUUUCCACAGUUGUAGUACUUGUGGCCAGUGUUUGAACUCAUGAACAGUAACUGCACUGUGAUAAAUAGGUUGGAUUAAAAUGCAAGGUUGUAAUGUUUCAUUAAGUACAAAAAGAAACGCAACGUGUCGCCUCGUUCUUUUCGAUUGACCAAACUGUAUCAUUUUGAACCUUUUUAAAAAUCGGUUAUGGAUAUGAGCUCAGCGUUUUUUCUUCUUUAGGUCUAUUUCUCUCAUAUCAAAUGGCAUUUAAUGAGUUUUUCAUAAUGGAGUGAGAUUUUUUUUUUUUUUUGACCAAUCACCAUGCUGGGUUACUAGAAAGACUUGAAUGUUGCAGUUUUGAAACCUGUUACUAAAUCAUUUAGAAAAAUGGCUAACGGCACAUAGAAAAUUACAUUUUAGAGAUGUUCGUUUCUUCUCCACGAUGAGUGAGAUGUCAAA